AUGGUCGUCAUCGGUCAAGAGUCAGACAAGUCGCUCGUCGCAGUCGCGCUCGUCUUCAUCAAGGCAAACUUCGUGUUUGCACUCUUCGGUGCUGUAAUCGUUCGCGCUCUACUGAAGAACACAUACAAUGGUCACACCGAGCUAGACCAUAUCGCGCUCCACCAGAAAUACGGCCCAGUCGUACGAACAGCGCCCAACGAAGUCUCCUUCGCAUCACCGAAUGCAGCCAAAGAUAUCUUCGCCGUGGGCAAGGGCUUCCACAAGACAUGGUUUUAUUCAGUGUUCCCACCCAAACACGCGCCAGAUAUCUUCACUGAAGUCCGAGAAUGGAAGCAUGCUCAGAUGAAGCGGUUUGCUGUGACGCCGUACUCGUUGGCGCAGAUGUCGAAGCGGAACCCGCAGAUUGAGGCCACGAUAAUGACAUUGAUGGGCAAUUUGACAAAGUAUGCAGGCGGGAAGCAGAAUUGCAAUCUCGGGAACCUGCUGCAUUACUUUGCGUUCGAUGUCCUCGGUGAGGUCGCGUUCUCGAGACGGUUCGGCUUUCUGGAGCAAGAAGUUGAUGUCGAAGGGUCGAUCAAGAAUAUAGACGAUGUCCAGUGGUACGACGGAAUCGUCGGACAGAUACCAGAAUUCGACAUUUUGUUUCGCAACAAUCCAAUCCGUCCAUACCUUCCGUUCUGGAAGCCAGAGCCCACAACGAUGACUCGAAUCGCAGUUGAGGAGCUCGAAAAGCGAAAGCAAGCCGAUGGAACAUAUGACUCCACCGGCAUCGAUCUGUUGGCGGAGCUUCUUCGAAACCAUGAGGGCAACAAGGACAAAUUCAGUAUCAACGACGUGUUUAGUAUCGCUCAUGGCGCAAUCUUCGCCGGAUCAGAUUCGACCGCCUCGACGAUGCAGUCGUUCUUCUACUGCGUACUCAACAAUCCCGCCGUGUACAAAAAGCUCCAGAAAGAGAUUGACGACGCCCAAGCUGCCGGCGAGCUUUCCGAGAUAAUUCAAUACCCGGAAGCGAUGAAGCUGGAGUGGUUCCAAGCCUGUCUGAAGGAAGCUAUGCGUAUUCGCCCUGCCGUCGGUCUCGGGAUCUACCGCGUGAUUCCACCCGAGGGCGCCAAGAUCGACGGACAAUUCUAUCCUGGCGGAACGGAAGUCGCAGUCAACGGCUGGGUACUGCACCGUGCGAAGGACGUGUUCGGAGAAGACGUCGAGACAUAUCGGCCGGAGAGGUGGUUUGAAGGUGAUGCGAAACUGAUGAACAGCCACAUGUACCAAUUCGGUGGUGGCAGCCAUCUUUGUAUUGGCCGGAAUUUGGCGCUUUUCGAGAUGAACAAGACUCUGAUUCAAAUAUUGCGGGAGUUCGACAUCAAGCUGGUUCAUCCGGGGAGGCCACUCGAGUAUCACUCGACUUUCUUCGUCGUUCAGGAAGGACUUGAAGUGUACCUUGAGAAGCGAGCCAGAUAG
Cyphellophora attinorum is the source of this 1458-nucleotide messenger RNA. Its product is annotated as Pisatin demethylase. The record is from RefSeq and is a predicted model, not a curated record. The transcript is spliced from 5 exons. Bases 1 to 1458 code for a protein of 485 amino acids. Gene Ontology annotation, molecular function: monooxygenase activity; oxidoreductase activity, acting on paired donors, with incorporation or reduction of molecular oxygen; heme binding. Lineage: Eukaryota; Fungi; Ascomycota; Eurotiomycetes; Chaetothyriales; Cyphellophoraceae.